Messenger RNA from Dimorphilus gyrociliatus, 1036 nucleotides. The record is from the annotation of a GenBank genome assembly. NCBI's taxonomy places the organism in Eukaryota, Metazoa, Annelida, Polychaeta, Dinophilidae.
AACACAAUCAACAUGUCACUUUGAAUAAACAACAUCUAGGACGGGACAUAGCAUAAAUGUCGAAUUUUCUCGUCGUGGCCACGGCGUAAUGGAUAUAUACCGAGCAGAGGCUUCCUUUGAUUGGCCGCAAAAACCAAAUUACGUAUUAUCAUUUGAAAAAUCCGAUCAUUUCCAAUUAAUAGACAGCAGCGAAGGAAUUGAAUGGUGGGGGGUUAGACGAUUAAAUGAUAACUCCAUAGGAUUCGUUCCAGCUAAAUAUUUAACUCUUGUUGAAAGAAAAUCAACGAUUUUCCUACCUUCCGACCACCAAAAACAAACUGAAAAAUAUGCCAGACGAUUGAGAUCUAUGAAGAAAUCCCAGGACUUUAAAUUAGCCGAUAUCUAUUCAUUGCCUCCUCACAUGAUACAAUCUUUUGAUUCAUGGAUGGAAGGGAAUGAACCUUUGCCAGCUCCUCCAGUUGACUAUGAAGAUAGAGACGAUAGUAACGAGGAUGAUUCUAUUCCAUUAUCAUUAAGUGAAUGGAAUGCCAUUGUAGAAGCUGCAGAUCAUCCUGAAAAAUAUACUGACUUCCCACCUCCUCCAGAAGGCCUAUUACCUCCACCUGACUACGAUACUGAUGAUGACGAAGACGAGGAAGGUUUAACUCCCGCUCAACAAAAGCAGAAAUCUAUGGUUAUCAAUCCAAAAUAUUUAAAACCAGCUCCAGAGCAAGAUCAGCAUUUGAUUAAAGCAUCUAAAUUGAGAAAUCCCAUAAAAGAAAGCCAAAAGCACCAAGCUUUACACAAAGAAUUAGCGUUGAAUGCUAAACAGGGUUUGAUGAAUGUCCUGAGAACAAAAAAUGAAUUUCAAAGAGAAAUUGAUAAGAGGAGAAGAGACAAGAAGUGUCAAUCGGCUAUUGUUGAUGAUAAUCUCCGGGAACAAUGGAGGCGAUUAGAAAAUCGCGAACAGAAUCAAUACUCUGGAGAAUCUUCCAAUGAUUUCGAAUCUGUAUUGUCUAAAUUCCGUAAUGCUCAAAUAUCCCCUUCUCACACUUGA